GAACUGCCGUGAUGGUGCAAGAGGCUGGAUCUCCCAAAUGUCAGGGCUGGGUACACGGAUAGAGCUGGGCAGGAACCUUAGGGCUGAGGAUGCAGACCAGCCCUGCCUUCAUAUAUGGUCCUGGAGCAGAGAGAGGGUCCCGGGGCAGCAAGAGGCAGGGGAGAGGGAAGUUGAGAAAGUGGUGAUGUGGGACCCAGUCAGAGGAAAAGCCCUGGGGCAGUGGCUGGUACAUUAGAUUAAUAGAUUGCAAGGCCAGAAGGGACCACUGUGAUCGUCUAGUCUGACCCCUGUAUAGCACAGGCCACAGAACUGCCCUACAAUAAUUCCUAGAGCAGAUAUUUGAGAAAAACGUCCAAUCUUGAUUUAAAAAUCAUCAGUGAUGGAGAAUACCGCACAACCCUUGAUAAAUUAUUCCAAUGGUUACUUACUCCCACUGUUAAAAAUUUACCCCUUAUUUCCAGUCUGAAUUUCUCUAGCUUCAACUUCCAACCAUCAGAUCAUGUUAUGCCUUUGUCUGCUCGAUUGAAAAGCCCAUUAGUAAAUACUUUUCCCCUGUGGAGGUAGUUUAUAGACUGUGAUCAAGUCAAUCCUUAACCUUCUCCUGGUUAAGCUAAAUAGAUUGAGAUCCUUGAGUGCUGGUGCCGGGUCGAAGACAGCAAUAGGAAAUGGAUGGCAGUUUCCCUAUCAUAGAGGUGAGACCCUCUCCUGUUGGUGGGUUCUCUCACCUGCAGGCCCCCAUGCCUGUGCAGCAGAGGAAGGUGAAGGGCACUCCAUCUGACAUAAAUGUCAUCUACGAGUCCAAGGAUGAAGGGACAGCCAACGCGCAAGCCGGACCAGCUGCUGUCAUUGCAGCAUCUCCCAGUGCAUCUCCAUGGUGGCUCUCUACCACCAUCCUUGGGCCAAUCUGCCUGAUCUUGCUGAUUCUGGUGAUCAUGAUGACUCAACAGGUUUACCAGCUGUCCCAGAAAUCAGAGCAACAGCUGGAGGUCACUGAAAUGGAAAACAUAGUCCUCUUGGACACUCUGCAGCAGCUGACAACUGGCAAGGAGGACAACUGCAGCAUGUGUGAGGUGGACUGGGACCAGCAGGCAGCCAGCUGUUACUCCUUUUCUAAGAAUGCGAAAUCCUGGCAUAACAGCUUAGAUGCUUGUACUGCAAUGUCGGCCAGUCUGGUGAAGAUAGACACGAAGAAGGAGCUGGCGUUCUUGAAAAAUGAGAUCUCCAAACGCGUGUGCGUGUACCGGGGACAGCAGUUCAGCUUCAAUUUCUGGACAGGGCUGAACUACGACAAUGACAUCGGGAACUGGACGUGGGCUGACGGCUCCCCUUUCUCCUUCCAGCUGUACGUCUCGCCUCGCUGCCUGUGCCCAUUCAAGGGCACUGAUCCAGUUCAAUACUGGCUCCUCCUCCAUAAAUGGGGAUAACCGUUAAAACCGGUCAUCAGAACCUUUUUUCCCGCAACAAAUGGCUUUUCAUAAAAAAUUUUCAUUUUUUUCAAAAUUUUCCAAUUUUCAAACUGAAAAGCUUGUGGUAAAAAUUUCCACUUUUCAGUCAAAAGGUUUUGGUUUUGAUUUUCAGAAACCAAACAUUUUUACCAAAAUGAGAAUAUUUAGGGGGAAAUUUUUAAAAAAAAAAAAAAAAAGGCCAGGUGGAAUAUAUGUAGUUUCUGAGCAGCUCUAACCACAAUGAUCCCCCUUUGCAAAGUGCUCUGGGACCUUUGGCUGUAAAGUGACAAGUAUCGUUUAUUACAGCAUACCAGAUUUAGAGUAAAUCUCAGGAAAAACUUCCUAACUGUAAGUCCAGUAGGACUGUGGAGCAGACGCCUAGGAAAGUCGUGGAAUCUCUUUCACUGGAGGUUUUCAAAAAGAGGCCCUCUGUCUUGGGUGGUUUAGACACAAUAAAUCCUGCAUCUUGGCAGGGGAUUAGACUAGAUGACCCUUGAGGUCCCUUCUGUGAUUAUUGGUGUCCCCAGGCUGUGCCUAUUCAGGUGACUUUGCGCAAACCUCAUACCGGAUAGCUGUUCACAAGCCACCACCCAUGCAGCUCAGUCUCCUACGCUAUGGCUAUGGUGGCUAGGAGGCUCUCAUUGGCUCAUGACUAUGCUGGCAGAGGCUCCAAGGAAUGAAUGAGCCACAUAGACUGAGCUCCCCUAGGAAUGGGGCACAUCCGCAAUGAGGGGAGUGGGAGAAAAACAUGCACCAGCAGGGAGGUGGGAGAAAACUUGCACUUCUGCUGGCCUUCAAACAAGCCCCCAGGCCUCUCCAAGCCCAUCAUAAGAAGCAAGCACGCCACAGACCAGGACACACCUCAUGAUUUAAAUCACUAGUCAGGAAGACUCGUUUUAAUCAUGGUUUUCUACAUAAAAGUGCAUUCUUGUUGGUAGUUAUAACCUUAAUACAUAUUCUUCACAACACAGAGACAGAUGUAGGUUUCAUUUUUAGAAGGUACACACUAUACAUUUUUAAACAGUGAUUUAUUUUGAAAACUUUUCAGAUAAGUUUUACAGCUAUAUCAGAAAAUGAAUGAUUGUUUGGAUAUUUCACUUACCAAAGGUAAUUGAAACAGAUAUUUAUGAAGUCAUUGGGAGGUGCACUAUCUCCAAUUCAACAGGUUAAUCAUUAAUAUUUGGAGGAUUUUCUUGCCAUGCUGUAUUAGGAGGAGAACAUCACCAGACAGACAUUUAAAUUGUUUUAUUUAACUAAAACAACAAUGUUAAGUAUUCUGGAUAUUUUUCUUCAACAGCAAACAUAUAAUAUUUUAACAAAAAAGCAUAUGUCCCUCACUUCUCACUUUUAUCUCCAGACUUCUUAUCCUUGUCCAGAUCUAUUCCGCCCCAACAAUCUUCUAUUCAUUGAACUUUUUGAAACUUUGCACUUUUAGAGAGAGGUAAGGGAUUGACCUGUGUUCACAAAUUUGCAGAGAGACAAUAGGGUUGAGGUCUGUUAUUUCUCACCUCUAUAUAUUAUUUGUUUAUUUUAAAACAUUUUUGUGGUUAACAAACAUGUUACCUCUGGAGACACAAAUCCACAGUUUGAGUACUGCAAAACUAAGCAUCUGUUAUGGUGUCUUCUAGGCUGAGCACUGAGUCCCACUGGGUAGAUAGAAAGAUUAACCUAAAUAAUCUAUACCGAAGCCCCUGCAACCCCAUCAGAUUGGGUCCCUAGUCCAUGAACUAUUGGAACUCAUUUACAAAACUUUUCUUAAACAUUACAUUAAUAUAUUGUCUCAUUCUAUAGAAUUAGAAUUUAUAAUCCCUGUUCCAUGAUAAGAUAUCUUUAAGCUAUAAUGUAUCUUAAUUAAAACUAUCUUUAGAUGGGUUUUUUUCCUCAAAAAGCAUUAUAUCAAAUCCGAUGUAAGUAAAAAAAAUCCAAUUUAAAUUAAAAAUCCGAAUUUUUUUAUUUUUA
Caretta caretta (loggerhead turtle) is the source of this 3404-nucleotide messenger RNA. Lineage: Eukaryota; Metazoa; Chordata; Testudines; Cheloniidae. The record is from RefSeq and is a predicted model, not a curated record.